GAUGAAUUUACGUUAAGAUAACUAGAUCUUGAUAAGACUUUAUGAACAGAAAUUUUAUUACGCAUUACUUUUCGACGUUGUAGGCAGAGAAAAAAUGUUUAAAACAUGUUUCAUCAUUUUGAUUUGUGUGCUACCUGCGUAUCAAGCAGGUAGUUGCCCAGAUGGAUGGACUUCACAUGGCGCAAAGUGUUACCAUUUCAGUCAUGAUGAAGAGUCACUACCAGUGGCUGCGCUGGUAUGUCAACAAAUGGGUGGUACACUAGCCGAAAUAGAGACUGCAGAGGAAAAUGUGUAUUUAACAUCAGAAGUUAAACUUUUGAAGAAUUAUUUCUGGAUCGGCCUAACAGAUGUUCAGGAGGAAGGUGUCUGGCGCUGGUAUACAAGCAAGCGUCUAUUGACGUCAACUGGCUUCUCCAGCUGGGCACCAGGAAGACCGGACAAUGUUGGUGGUAAAGAAAAUUGUGGCCAAAUUCGUCCAGAUGGACUAUGGGGAGAUACUACAUGCCAUACGUUUAACUUCUAUAUCUGCGAGAAACCACUAGAGAACACUGAGAUAAUUGGAUAAACAAUAUCAGUACAAACAUUCAUGCCUGCUUUCAAAGCUACCAGAGGAUACAGUAAUCAACUUUACAUCUAACUAUACCGUUCUCACAUAUUUUUUGAAAGCACUGUAGUGAUUGUUUCAUUUUCCUAUUCUGUGAAUAACUGAAUGAAUAAAAUAUUUCUAUCUG
Messenger RNA from Mercenaria mercenaria, 731 nucleotides. RefSeq names its product CD209 antigen-like protein A. NCBI's taxonomy places the organism in Eukaryota, Metazoa, Mollusca, Bivalvia, Venerida, Veneridae. The record is from RefSeq and is a predicted model, not a curated record. Bases 95 to 565 code for a protein of 156 amino acids. The transcript has 5 exons.